AUGGAUUCUUAAAAGUUAAAUAAGAUAAUUGUAGUUGGAGACAGCUGUGAAGAUCUCUUUUUCAAAGUUGACAGGAUACCUGCAGUUGGAGAGACUCUUGAUGCUUAGGGCUCUUCCAAAUCUUUUGGGGGUAAAGGAGCUAAUCAGGCAGUUGGAGUGGCAAGACUUGGCUAUCAAGUUGAAAUGCUUUCAUAACUUGGUAAUGAUUCACAAGGUAGACAACUUAAAGCAUUGUUUGAGGAGUACGGAGUUCAAACCUAUAAUAUGAAGUUACUGGAUAGUGUAGACACGGGAAUAGGAUUUAUUCUUCAACUGAGAUCUGGCAAUAAUGUUGUGAUCUCAGUGGGAGGAGCUAACACAGCUUAUGAUAAAGAUAUGACUACAUUUGACUCUGAAUGGGUCUAGGCAAUCUAAAGUUCAAAGAUUUUACUGCUUUAGAGAUUAAUCCCAGACUAUGUGAAUCUAGUAGCAGCUAAGAUUGCUAAAGAAGCAGGAGUUACUGUUAUUCUUGACGUUGGUGGAAUGCAAUCACAUGUUCUUCCUGAACUGAUUAAGUUCGUUGAUUAUAUCUCUCCAAAUGAAACUGAAGUUGCAAGAAUGCUUGGCUUAUAGCUUACUGGUGACAAAGCUGAAUUAGAUUAGGAACUAGAAAGAUUUAUUAGAAAGUAUCCUCAUGUUAAAGUUGUACUCAAGUUGGGUGAGAAAGGCUGCUCUUAUUUAUGGCUUGAAAAUGAUGAGAUUAAAUCUAUUUCAAAGGUAGCUUAUAGUUUCAGUGAUUAUCCAGAACUUCAAUUGGCUGAUACUGCUGGAGCAGGUGAUAGCUACAUGGCUGGUUUUGCCUGUAAAUUACUCGAUGAAUGCUCAAUUGAAGAGUGUAUGGAAUAUGGGAAUAAGUGUGGAUUCUUGUGUGUUAGUAAGGCUGGAACUAUGAAUGCAGUUCCAUCAAAAGAAGAAAUAGAAAAAACCUUCUCUAAAUGA
Stylonychia lemnae is the source of this 978-nucleotide messenger RNA. Lineage: Eukaryota; Ciliophora; Spirotrichea; Sporadotrichida; Oxytrichidae. The record is from the annotation of a GenBank genome assembly.